Molecule: messenger RNA, 2734 nt
Organism: Oncorhynchus masou masou (cherry salmon)
Lineage: Eukaryota; Metazoa; Chordata; Actinopteri; Salmoniformes; Salmonidae
Gene: marveld2b
Product: MARVEL domain containing 2b
Biological process (GO): bicellular tight junction assembly
Cellular component (GO): cytoplasmic vesicle; apical plasma membrane; bicellular tight junction
Source: RefSeq, a predicted model, not a curated record
UAUGUCACGCACAGGGACUGGUUGGUCACAUGGUCCAGCUCCGACGUUCUGCGGAAAUUAAUUAGCGGAAGAAACAGGUGAAUGUAUCGUCGGCAGGUGACACAGCCAGAGAGGAAAUCAGAGCCAUAUAAACAUAUCCAUACUGAACAGCAAGGCCAUGUGAGUCUGGCCUGGUGACUGUGUAAAAGAGAGACCAGUGCGUCCCCAUGUCUGCUAGAGGAGGUUCCUCUGGCCGUUUCAACAUUGUCCGGGAUGCAGAACCUCACUACGACCAGGUCCCAGUGGGCUCCUUAUGGAGGGACCAGGACCUCCCUCCUCCUCCCCGCUCCCUUGGGGGUUCAGGGGGGCAGACCGCUGUGAGCUCCGACCCCCUGCCCCCCCCUCCCCUCCCAGACCAGCCCCCCGUGGGCCCUGACUUCUACCCCCUUAGCGACGGUGCCUCGGAGCGCCUUGACAACGACAGUGCGGCCAUGGACAUCAAACCAGUCCGCCGCUUCAUUCCUGACUCCUUCAAGAACUUCUUCCGCGGCAACAGUGUCCGUGGUAGCAGCAACAAGCCCUUCUCCUUACCCCCCUCCCCGCCGCUGACGGAAAAAGACGACCUCAAACCAGGAACCACUAGAGGUGUCCCCUGCUCCCCUCCCCCCUCUCCCUCACUCCCUGGCUCCUACUUGGAUCCGUACGGAGGCUCUGGCGGCAGCUACAACUCCAGAAAAGAACGUGACGCCAUGUUGCUAGGAAGCGAUGCAUUCGAGUCUGUCUCAGGCGUCACAUUCCGCUCAGCCAAGACUUACAGCGAGCGGGUGGAGGAUUACCACCAGCGCUACGCCUACAUGAAGUCCUGGGCGGGGUUACUGCGCAUCCUGGGCUGCGUCGAGCUCCUUUUGGGCGCUGUCGUCUUCGCCUGCGCGUGUGCUUAUGUGCACAAGGACAACGAGUGGUUCAAUAUGUUCGGCUACUCCCAGCCACAGUUGUUUGGGGGGUUAGGGGGCGGUGCAGCAGCGUAUGGAGGCAGCGGAUCGUUCAGCUACGACGGACCCAAAACCCCCUUCAUCUUGGUAGUGGCUGGCCUGGCCUGGAUAGUAACAGUCAUUAUGCUAGUCCUGGGGAUGACCAUGUACUACCGUACCAUCCUCCUAGACUCGUCUUGGUGGCCGUUGACUGAGUGUGUAAUUAACCUGGCCCUUGGGUUUCUCUACAUGGUAGCAGCAGUAAUGUACGUCAGGGACACAACCAGAGGAGGCCUCUGUUACAUCCCUGUCUUCAACAACGGAGUCAACGGAGCCUUCUGCCGCACAGAGGCCGGCCAGACCGCCGCCAUUAUUUUUCUGUUCGUCAACAUGAUAAUAUAUUUUGUGGGCGCCGGUGUGUGUCUGAAGCUGUGGCGGCACGAGGCGGCGAGGCUGAGGAGGGAGGGGUUAGCGCAGGAGAUGAAAACCAUUGGAUCUUCCCUGCCAAUAUCUGCUCUGGGCGGUUCCAGGACCUCAGCGCAGACCCCUCUCCCCACCCUCCAGACUAUCCCGGAGGUGUUGGACGGCCAUGUUGCCUCUCCAGCCGCCCCUCUGAUGAUGGAGCCAGAGAUCCUCCGAGGACACAUCCCCGCAGGACACAUCCCCAAACCUGUAAUCAUCGCAGACUACGUGGCGAAGUACCCGACAAUCCGUACGGAGGAGGAGAGGGACCAGUACAAGGCUGUGUUUAAGGACCAGUAUGCUGAGUACAAAGAGCUGCAUGCUGAGGUCCAGGUCAUGGCCAAGAAGUUUGACGAGAUGGACGAACUGAUGAGGAACCUGCCUCCACGGCCCUCUAGUCAACUGGAGAAGGAACGCAUCAAUACCAUAGUAUUGGAGUACCAGAGAAAGAAAGCGGAUCCUACGGUCCUUGAGAAGAGGGAGAGGUGUGAGUACCUGAAGAACAAACUGUCCCACAUCAAACAGAAGAUCAACGAAUACAACAAGGUCAUGGACUGGAACGACGGAUUCAACUAGACGAACACACACUCUGAACUGUGCAGUUUAACUGAGCCAGGUCAAGCCCGAAUGCUGAAGUUUACCCUCCACUACAUUAUGUUGGAUGCCAUUCCUUGCCAGUAGAGAGGCUAUAUGGACAUGCCAUGGGUCAAAUCAUAUAAAGAUUUUAGUGCCACAAAAAUUGAUAUUGAGGCUGGUUUUAUAAUCUACACAUUUUCUUAUCUGAUGCAUUUUGUUUUUAUUGAUGUCUGUGAUAUUUUUGUUCACUGCCAUAAUUGUAAGUGGGUUGCCACUGCCCAACCCUGAAGGACAGAUCAGUCUCUACACAGUACCCCAACAUCAAUUUGACCAUGUGGGCAGAUGUCAUUCUUUGUUGUGUUUAAUUAUUUAUCUCCAUUGUACCAUUUUGUAAACUCUAGAUACUGUAACAGUAUGACUCUUAACAAAUCUGUUUAUGUUUUCCUCAACAGACUUUUCCGCAAUAUUUUUUUUAAUUAAGUGACAAAGCAUCUCCUAAAUAUUAUAUGUCGUUGUUGACUUGUGUUUUUCAAAAAACUAUUUUUGCAGCUUCUGGGUGUACAUGAACACAGUCCAAUGUUGUACACUGAUGUCAAUCGAGGUGGUUUUAUCUGGAACACGUGGCCUUUCUGGUAGAUUUUGUACAUUUAUGUGUAGAAACGUCAUCCAGUAUCAUAUAUUUCUGUUUUGACUUGCUUACCAAUGUACUCGUAAUUUCUUGAUAAAUGAAGGAAAGUUUGAUUUCA